Messenger RNA from Ictalurus punctatus (channel catfish), 4778 nucleotides. It is a transcript of the gene aldh18a1, whose product is annotated as aldehyde dehydrogenase 18 family, member A1. Gene Ontology annotation, cellular component: mitochondrion; cytoplasm. Gene Ontology annotation, molecular function: glutamate-5-semialdehyde dehydrogenase (NADP+) activity; glutamate 5-kinase activity; ATP binding. Lineage: Eukaryota; Metazoa; Chordata; Actinopteri; Siluriformes; Ictaluridae. The coding region runs from base 170 to 2587 and encodes 805 amino acids. The transcript has 18 exons. The record is from RefSeq and is a predicted model, not a curated record.
AUACAGAAUGCGGGUGUGAUAACAUGCGGAUGUCAACACGGCUGAAAGUUGCAGCAGCACCGGUGGAGAGUUGAUGUGGCACUCGCAGCGGGUUGCAGACAGACAGUAAACUUGAACCGGAUACCGACGUGAAAUUGUUUAGCAACCUGGUGUAAAGGACGUGAUCAGCAUGUUGCUGCAGAGACUGUCUCUGUGUUCCCGGCUCUCUGUGGGCCCAAAAACCCUCCACAGCUUCAAAAGAUCUGUUUCUCUCGGGAAAAAUCCCUCUACCUCUCCAUCUAUCAGAUGCCAUGCUGUGCGUCACUGGAGUAACGUGCCUUUUCUUACAGUGCCGCUGGCGCGUGCCCAUGGUAAGUCGUUCGCACACCGUGGUGAACUGCGACAGGCCAAACGGAUCGUGGUGAAGUUAGGCAGCGCUGUGGUAACUCGAGGCGAUGAAUGUGGCCUCGCGCUCGGGAGACUUGCCUCUAUUGUGGAACAGGUGGCAAUGCUUCAGAACCAAGGUAGAGAAAUGAUGAUUGUCACAAGUGGAGCUGUAGCAUUUGGGAAACAGAGACUGAGGCAUGAGAUUCUUCUCUCUCAGAGCGUCAGACAAGCCCUUCAUUCAGGACAGAAUCAACUUAAAGACAUGUCACUGCCUGUUCUGGAGGCAAGGGCGUGUGCUGCUGCAGGACAGAGUGGACUGAUGGCACUAUAUGAGGCCAUGUUCACUCAGUACAGCACGUGCACAGCGCAGAUCUUGGUCACAAACUUGGACUUCCAUGAUGACCAGAAGAGAAGAAAUCUGAACAGCACGCUGCACGAACUUCUGCGUAUGAACAUCGUGCCCAUCAUCAACACUAAUGAUGCAGUGGUGCCUCCCCCAGAGCCCAACAGUGAUCUGCAGGGGGUAAAUGUCAUCAGCAUCAAAGACAAUGACAGUUUAGCAGCACGGCUUGCAGUGGAGAUGAGAGCAGAUCUCCUCAUUGCUCUCUCUGAUGUACAAGGUCUUUAUGACAGCCCUCCUGGGUCUGAUGAUGCUAAAUUAAUCGAUACUUUCUACCCUGGAGACCAGCAAUCUAUAACAUAUGGCACCAAAUCCAGGGUUGGGAUCGGCGGAAUGGAAGCUAAGGUGAAAGCUGCUCUAUGGGCUCUUCAGGGGGGCACAUCUGUAGUCAUCGCUAAUGGCACUGACCCUAAAGUCACAGGCCAUGUCAUCACAGACAUUGUAGAGGGCAAGAAAUUGGGCACCUUCUUUUCUGAGGUCAAGCCUGCUGGGCCCACAGUGGAGCAGCAGACAGAAAUGGCUCGCAUUGCAGGGAGGACACUAGCAUCUCUUCUUCCAGAGCAGAGGAGUGAGAUCAUUUAUGCCAUGGCUGACCUUCUGACUGAGAAGAGAGAUGAAAUUCUGUCAGCUAAUAAGAAGGACAUGGAGCUUGCUGGAAACUCGGGGCGUAUGCCUCCUGCCUUGCUCAAGCGGCUGAGUUUGUCAACAGCUAAACUGAACAGUCUGGCUAUCGGCCUGCGUCAGAUUGCAGUGUCCUCUCAGGACAGUGUGGGAAAAGUACUGCGCAGAACCCGUGUGGCCAACAACCUAGAGCUGGAGCAGAUCACAGUGCCCAUUGGGGUACUACUAGUCAUCUUCGAAUCGCGUCCAGACUGCCUGCCUCAGGUGUCUGCAUUAGCUAUUGCUAGUGGGAAUGCUUUGCUGCUGAAGGGAGGAAAGGAGGCAGCUAACACCAACCAUGUCUUACAUGAGCUAGCGCAGGAGGCUCUGUCUAUACAUGGUAUCAGAGACGCCAUCCAAUUGGUAAGCACACGUGAGGAGGUGGAAGACUUGUGUCGGCUGGAGAAGAUGAUUGAUCUAAUCAUUCCCCGUGGUUCGUCUCAGCUGGUCAGAGAUAUUCAGCGGGCUGCUAAAGGCAUUCCUGUACUGGGUCACAGUGAGGGCAUCUGCCAUGUCUAUGUCGACCAUGAGGCCAGCAUAGACAAAGUCGUAAAAAUUGUCAGAGACUCGAAAUGCGAUUACCCUGCAGCCUGCAAUGCUAUGGAAACCCUGCUAGUUCACAGAGAUGUGCUUCGGACCCCGCUGUUUGAUCAGAUCAUUGACCUGCUGAGAACAGAACAGGUGAAGAUACACGCUGGCCCCAAGUUUGCAUCAUACCUGACCUUCAGCCCAUCUGAGGUGAAGUCGUUGCGUACAGAGUAUGGGGAUCUGGAGUGCUGCAUAGAGGUGGUAGACAGCAUGCACGAGGCAGUGGAUCACAUCCAUAAAUAUGGCAGCUCCCACACAGAUGUGAUUAUCACAGAGAAUGAGGAGACAGCAGAGCAGUUCCUGCAGUUGGUGGACAGUGCCUGUGUCUUCUGGAAUGCCAGUUCUCGGUUUGCUGAUGGAUAUCGCUUUGGUCUUGGUGCAGAGGUUGGUAUCAGCACUGCUCGUAUCCAUGCUCGUGGACCCGUAGGCCUGGAGGGGCUUCUUACCACCAAGUGGGUUCUGCGAGGAGAUGGCCAAACAGCUGCAGACUUUUCUGAGCAAGGCAGUAUGAAGUUUCUGCAUGAGAAUCUGCCUGUUGGACAGCCCCAAACUGUACAUAGAACCUCCAACUAGAGCCAGUCAAAAAUAAAUCCCUUUCAAGAUGCACAGCAUCCACUACUCAAAAGAAUCCUACAAGGAUACUGGGAAUUUAUAAUCUGAAAACAUAACAAGGAAUAGCAAGGAAUAAGAAGACUAAAAGUCAAUACUUUAAGAUUUGAACAGCUGGUGUAAUGCUCCAAUUCUGUUCAAUUUUCUUCUUCAGAAUUUACCAGUUGAUUUCAAAAUCUCAGAAGUUAUAUUAACUCUCCCCUGGAUGUUGUAGGUCACAUAUUGAAAGCAUUAAAAGCACAGAACUAUUUAGUCAUUGCUAGGCAACAUUUCCUCAAGCUACAGGUGGGUAACGAAUUAAAGGGAAAAAUAAAUGCCAUGCUUGUGCUGGCAAGUUCUUCUGACUGAUCACCUUUAUCCGGUGAUGAAACAUUUCUAUCUUUAUGGGAGUGGUCUGGAUGAGUAUGAAAAUGAUGUAAGUCAUAUGCUAUGAACUUCACUCAUCAAAUUUCAACCCAAUUAAACACUUGAGAGAUUUUGGACCAACAUGUUGGGCUGCGUGCUCAGCCACCACCAUCAAAACACUGACUGAGAUAUUAUCUUUUGGAAGAAUGGUGUUCAUCCCUCUAGUACAGUCUUGUACUAGACUUGCAGAAGUUUUGCCAAGGUACACUGAAACUGUUCUGGUGGCUUAUGUUGGCCUUAACACCUUAUUAAGAUCGUUAUUUUUUUCCUUUACUUUGUCACUUGUCUGUAUCUUGUGAGAUUUAGCCUUCUUGUUGAGACAUGCAGAUAUGUGGUUCCAUACAACAUUAGAGUUAUAAGACAAGUAUUAGGUGGAGCAAAAUUAAAACCUUAAGCUCCAAAUAGUGUUGUCUAUUAAAUCAUGCAUAGACUUAUAUGUAUCUGUGACCCUCUGAAUUUCAGGCUAAGCACAAUUACUGUAGAUCUUGUGCACAAUUCUGUAUCUUGGACUAUUUCCCCCCAUUUAUGGGAAGUUGUAAUGCUUUUGCUUUGUGCUGAAAUGCAAAAAUCAUUUUAUAUUGUAAAUCUAAAAACUGAACAAGUGCAUCACCUCCUUGAGUUACUGUCUCACAUUAGAAAGAUUGGACAAAGUCUAAAUGGUGUGGUCCUUUUGUACCAAUUGUAUAUUAUUUCAUAUGACAGUGGUUUUGUAUUAGUUUGGAGAUUUAUCAAAACUAUCCUUCUGGUUUUCACCAUCUUAUGGCUAAAUGGUUAAAAAUCACACUUUUUGAAAAUAAUAAUAAUAAUAAUAAUUAUUAUUAUUAUUAUUAUUAUUAUUAUUAUUAUUAUUUUAUUUUUUUUACUAUAAAAGUUACCAGUGAUCAGUGUAUUUUAAAACAAUAAACACUACAGACUCAAACUCAAAAAGGAAACUUAAAGACUUUGCGGUGACUGGCAUUUCCUGCUUACGGUGUUGCACUGUUAGCAAGUGUGUACACUGCUGAUGAGUUUAUCUUCUUUAUGUGAAAGGGCUGUAACCUUCCGAACUAGUGGCUUUUUGGUGUUUAUGUUAAGCAGUGAAAGACGAGCAUGUUCAGUAAUUUGAAUACCUGAAUUGUACAUUAAAAUUUUGCACAAUAAGCUUUUCACUAGUUAGACAUCUUGUGUUCCUGCUUCCACAUACAUUUUAAACUUGAGUGUGUCUAGACAGUUUAAUAGUUAAGUUUCAGCUUUUACAGUAUAGCAAUAUCCAGGAUGCUCAACCAACCCAUCAUUAAUUUUUAUACAUCUCUAAAAAAGUGUCUCUGCAAGCCAGACUUCAAUAAGUUUUCUUAAGGGAAAGAGACUCCACAGUAAGUGGGCAGAGAAGAGUGAAAAGAAUACUACAGAGGAUUAAUUAUGUAGCUAUUUAGAGAGAUGCAGCAGCUGAACGAGAACAGUCCUACUAUGAAAGUGUCUUUGCAUUUUCAUGUAAACCUUUUUCAUUCAGCAAAAUGUGCUGUUUAUGCUUAAUGAGCUCUCAUCAGAAAGAAAAUGAUCUGGAGAUAAAGAGAAGCAUAGUCUUCAUGUAUGAUUGCCUUCCAACUUUAGUGUGCCUAAGAUCUGUGUCCAGUGUCCUUCAGAUGAAAGACAAUAAAAACAGCAUUGAACUUGCUUUACUUUUAGCAAGAUUCCCAAUAUAAAUUCUACUUUUUGCAUGUUACAAUGGAUUAUGUGGACAUUUAGAAAUUAGAAGUUUUUUCUUCAUGGU